Ectocarpus sp. CCAP 1310/34 is the source of this 662-nucleotide messenger RNA. The record is from the annotation of a GenBank genome assembly. NCBI's taxonomy places the organism in Eukaryota, Phaeophyceae, Ectocarpales, Ectocarpaceae.
UGUGAGCAAUACACGCGUUCGAACCAUUCAACCAUACUUCGCGAUCUUGUGCUUAUUAUCUUCUAGCACUUGUAGUCCUUGAUGAGUUGCAUGAUGGUGGCGAAUCGCUGCUUCGGGAGAUGUUUCGUCGCGAUGUCCGCCAACAUCGUGGCACUAGUUCGGCCUCCACGGUUUCUUGGUUGGCUCCAAAUGACGAGUCAGUGAAGCACGAGAGUCUAAAGUGCCCCUUCUUGUACACGAUCGGCAGGUCCGGCGUUCGGCGUAGGUACCGUAGUAGGUGCUCGGCCGCACCCAUGUGGACCUGUGCUGGGUUUGCGCAUGCCCGUGUCAGUUGGUGCACUGCGUAUGACAGAUCGUAGCGGGUGCAUUGGGCAAGGUACAGGAGACUCCCGGUGAUGGCCUGGAAUCUCUGCUUGUCCUCGGGUCCGAGUAGUUGGUCUUGUGGCUGCUCGGUUGAUAGUUCUGCUCCAUACCCGGGGGUGCUGACCGGGUUUGCCUGUUCCAUUCCGUAUCGCUUGUCGUGUCCCGCCAUGUCCUGGAUGGUGUCGUAGUCCGCGAGUUGUCAUGCUGCCAUCUCACCCAGCAGCAAAGUAGUCGUCGGGAUCCGUGCCCGCGUUGUUUUGGCGAAGUUCUGCUCGGUUGAUGUUGUCUUGCUGCAUGUU